Molecule: messenger RNA, 519 nt
Organism: Prorocentrum cordatum
Lineage: Eukaryota; Dinophyceae; Prorocentrales; Prorocentraceae
Source: the annotation of a GenBank genome assembly
AUGUCCGAUGACGUGACCGUGGUGGUGGCUGCGGGGAAUGAAAACGGAUACGCAUGCGAGUUCAAUCCGGCAUACAUCUCGUCGGCGAUUACUGUCGCGUCUUAUGGUGGAAUUGGUGGUUCGUCACCAGCCAUGUCCACGUACAGUAAUUACGGGUCUUGCGUCGAUGUUUGGGCUCCAGGCUCGUCGAUCCAUUCGACUGCGCACUCCAGCGACACUGCGGUGGAUACUGGUUUCAGCACAGCAUAUUCCUGCGCACACGUCACUGGGCUUGUGGCCAUUAUGUACGAGGCGAAUCCAACGGCGGGUGGCAUGACCGCUUCCCAGAGGUGGAAUCUUUCGACGGCCUCCAGACGCUUGCACUACGUCACUGGACUCCCCAGUGCACCAUACACUCCGAAUGUGGUGCCCUUGGCACCUACGCCGGGGCAGCCGCCAGUCUGUGUCGACACCGACGACGGGGCCCCUCAAAUAGUUUUUCCUGCAACGAUUGGUUUGAUUUUCACAGCACUGCCAUAA